AAUAUUUAUAUGUGUAUGUGCUGUGAGUGCGUGUGUGUGUGUUGGUUGUCGACUGUGUCGACGAUAAAUGUUUAUUACCGAAGUAGUGUGAAACUGUGAAUAUCGGUCUUCGCAGUGCUUCGCAAUAGCGAAUGAAAAAUGGCUAAUUGUCAGGCUCAAUUGUUAAACAGGAUAAUAAUUAUUUACAUGUAGCUGAAUAAAUGAAUAAUAAAUAAAUUAUUUUUUAAAAAACUACUGUUGAUUUAAAAAUAUACUCAAUGAGGACAAAUAAAGGCCAGGUGUGAUUAGCCAGGUUGGCAACGAGACACAGUGGCAUGGCUUCUGGUGCAUCAUCUCUGGACAGCGUUGAUAGCAGUGAUGGAACAUCCAACAUGGAACGGGAUAGUGGUGGAUACGGCAGUGUUGGAAGUCCAGUUGGUGGUUCCGAGUGUCGUAGUGAUUAUGAUGGUUCGCAAUGCGAUCAAACGCUGGAACUUCAAUUACUGAGACAUCAACAUUCAGAUACUGUUAGACGGUGUGAUUUUGCUCCUUGUAGAUGUGAGCAUACAAUAAAUGAAUUGGAAUAUUAUCGUGGACAACACAUGGUAGCAAUGAAUCAACUAGAAGCAACAUCACAAGAAACAUCCGCAUUACGUGGAAAAUAUAGUGAUUUAAUAAACGAUAAACAACGUUUAGAACGUGAAGUACAAUCAUUACAAAAAGAAAUAAAUGAAUUUCGUAAUCAAAAUCAAGAGGUACUUGUUACCGAUACAAAUGAUGCCGAAACAAUGACACAUCUUUAUAAAUCAGCAAUAAAAAAAUAUGAAGUUGUUAAAGAAGAAUAUGAUUCACUUAGAAAACGUUAUGAUGAUUUAAUUGCUGGUCAUUCAUCAGCAGUUAACAAGCUUGAACUUGCUGAAGAAGAAGUAACAAGAUUAAAAAAACAAUAUGAUGAUAUUGUACAAGAACGUAAUAGUGCAUUUAGAGAAAGAAAUGGUUUAAAACAACAAUGUACUGCAGCUUUACGUGAAUGGGAUAUUGCAUUACGUGAAAGAAAUGAAUAUCGUGAAGCAUUAUCAAAAGUACAACAACAACAUGAAGAAGCUGUUAAAGAAAUUAAUCAAGCAAUGAUGUUACGUAUGAAAGCAAGUAAAGAUAUGAAACGUUUAACUGAAGAAAGAAAUGCAGCAUUACAAGAAUAUAGUUUAAUAAUGGGUGAACGUGAUACUGUACAUAAAGAAAUGGAAAAACUUGGUGAUGAUUUACAACAAGCAUAUUCUAGAAUAACACAUUUAGAAAAUCAAAAUAAACAAAUUAAUGAUGAGAAAAAAACAUUGUCAUAUCAAACUGAAACAUUAAGACGUGAAAUAUCAUCAGCUCUUAAUGAUCGUGAUGAAGCACUUAAAGAAUGUAAUAAAUUACGUCUUAAAUUUGGUGAUUAUACUGAAUGUACAUCACGUGAUUAUAAAAAUCAUAUUGAAUUACAUUCAUAUAAUCAUGAAUGUGGUGAUGUUACAAAUAAAGAAGCUGAACGUGAAACAAAUACACGUGAUUAUGAAAAACGUAAAAAAGAAAGAAUGGAUGAUUUAGAUCAAGCAAAUUUAGAAUUAGAUAAAUUACGUAAAAUAGUUGAUACAUUACAAUUUCAAUUGGAUGAAGCAAUACCAGAUGCUGAAGUAUCAAAAAGACGUCGUGAUUGGGCAUUUAGUGAACGUGAUAAAGUUGUACUUGAACGUGAAUCAAUAAGAUCAUUAUGUGAUACAUUACGACAAGAAAGAGAUCGUGCUGUUAGUGAAUUAGCUGGUGCAUUAAGAGAUUCAGAUGAUAUUAAAAAACAAAAAAAUGAAGCAUUAAAAGAAUUGAAAAAUUUACGUGAAAUGAUAAAAUGUAAUAAUGAUUUUAAUUCAUUGCGUCAAUAUCAAUAUGGUUAUAAUGAAAAUGAUGUUACUGAAUGGGAUUUAUUAACAAUACAUAUUGAUUUAACAAGAUUAUAUCAAGAAUCAAAUGAUUUUGGUUUUUUAUUAGUUGGUGGACGUGAUGAUCCACAUUAUCCAAAUGAUACGGGUAUUUAUGUUGCUCAAAUUAAUCCAGGUAGUUCACUUGAUGGUAAGUUACGUAUUAAUGAUUGUAUAUUACGCGUAAAUAAUAUUGAUUGUACCUCAGUAACAACACGUAUGAUAUUAGAAACAUUACGUUCAUCAAAUGUUGGUACAGCAUCAUUGACAAUUAGAAGACGUAGAUGUACAAGUAAAUUUUUACGUACAACACAAUUAUCAAUUGGUAAUAUAUCACAUGGUAUAACACUUGAACUUGGUAUUUAUAUAUCAAAAUUAUCACCAGGUAGUUUAUCAGCUAAAAAUGGUAAUCUUGCUGUUGGUGAUAGAGUAUUAAAUAUUAAUGGUAAACCAAUGGAUAAUGUUGGAUCAUUACAUGAAGCUGUAUCAAUAUUAAAUGAUAAUACAAUUGAUGUAUUAACAAUAACAACAUUAAAAGGUAUACCACCAUUACCUUUAUUAUCAAAUAAUGAUACAACAACAACAACGACAAUGACAACAACAACAACAACAACAUCAUCUUCAUUAUCAUCAUCACCAAUACAAUUUAAUUCAGAUAAUAAUAAACAAAAAAUGGUUAAUAAUUAUUCACAAACAGAACAAGAAAGAAUGAUGCUCAAAGCAACAUCUGAUGAUUAUGAAAGACGUUAUAUUGCAUCAAAUAUUGGUGAUAGAAGUAUAUAUAAAGUAUCAAAAUCUGUUAGUAGUGAAAAAUCAAGUGGCAUUAGUCAUGCAUGGGAUAAUAUUAGAGAAAAAAUUGAUAUUGUACGUGGUCGUCGUAAUAGUAAAGAUCGUGAAGAUAAAAAAAAACGUAAUCAUAGAAAUACAAGCCCAAAUACAUUUGAACAAGAACAAGAUGCAAUUGCUGAAUUAGAUUCAGUUAUUGAUAGUUAUCAUAAAAAGACAAAUAACAAUAAUAAUAAUAAUGGUGUAUUAAAAAGAAGUAAAAGACGUGGUACAGCAACAACAUUAUCAUCAUUAUCAUCAACAACGUCAUCAUCAUUAGCAGCCGGGGGAGCAACAACAACGACAGCAACAAGUGGUAUUAGUGGUGGUUUAACAACAUUAUCAAUUACAAAUGAUAAUAAUAAAAUUGAAAAAAAUGGUGGUACAUGGCCAAAAACACGUGGUGGUGGUCCAAUAAUACAAAAUGGUACCGGUACUAUUAUUUAUCCAAGAAGAACAAAAGAACGACCACUAUUAAGUGUACUACCAAAUAAUCCACCAAAAUAUGAUAGUUUUGGUUAUAAUAAAAUAUCAAAUCCAGUACCACUAUCGUCAUUUACAAAUGUAAGCAAUCGUCAUACUGUUUAUAAAGCAAUGGAAACACCAUUGCAAAAUUUUAGUAAAUUAUUUGGACAAAAAUCAUUUAUACCACAAAUUCAAUUUAAGGAUAUAGCUAUGGAGAAAAAAUCAGUUAAUGAUUUUGAUACAUCAGCAACAUCGGCUACAUCAACAACUGAUGGACGUUCUGUUGGUAGUCAUACACCAUCAGAAACAAGUAUUGAUUAUUCAAUAAUUAAAUCGGGUAAUAUUGGUGAAUAUGGUCAUACUAAACGACGUGUACAAAAACAACAACAACAACAAUAUAGUUCUGGCAGCAAUGAAUUGACAGCACAAGAUUCAUUACAACAUAAUCGUACACAUUCACAAUUAUAUCCGUCAGUUGCAUCGUCAUCAUUAUCAUCGACAACAACAACAACAGCAAUAAAUCAACCGAGACAACAAUUGGCUGGUAAUUUUUCAUUUCCCCCAUUUACACAUACGCAUCCGCACCCACAUCAGCAUCAACAAAUAACAUUAUCAUCAUCACGUUAUCCAUCACCAUCAUCACUACCGUCAGCACAAUCUGGUGAAUCAAUUGGUUUACCUGAUACACGUUCAUAUUGUUUUGAGCCAACCUAUAAUCCUUUAACCCAAUUAUGUGGUCAUAAUCAUACACCAUCAAUGGAUUUAUAUUAUAAUAAAUCACGUAUACCACAUCAUCCAGUUGGUGUUGCAUAUGAUGUACCAACAUCAUAUAUACAUGGUUAUGAAGGUGGUACAUUUCCACGUAAAAAAGAAAAUCAAAGAUUUCGUAUACCAUCAAAUCCAAGUGUGACAUCUAAAAAUAGUGUUGGUAAAUUAUCAACUGGUUCAAUUGAAAGAACAUCUGAUCGUGGUAGUCCAAUGCCAACAUUUCAUGUUGAAGUAUUAAGUCCUGGUACUGGUAGUGGUAAUGGUGGUAAUAAUUCAGGUGGUGGUAAUGUUAGAUGUGGUAAUAAUAAACGUUUAAGUAUGCCUGAUUAUUGUUAUAAUCAACCAACACCAGCACCCGGUGAAUUAAGAAGAGUACAUAUUGAUAAAUCAGUUGAACCACUUGGUAUACAAAUAUCAUGCUUGAAAAGUGGUGGUGUAUUUGUAUCAACUGUUAGUGAGCAUAGUUUGGCAUCACAGGUUGGCUUACAAAUUGGCGAUCAAUUACUUGAGGUCUGUGGUAUUAAUAUGAGAAGCGCAACAUAUCAAUUAGCUGCAAAUGUACUUAGACAAUGUGGUAAUUCAAUUACAAUGUUGGUCCAGUAUAGUCCAGAUAAAUACAACGAAACUGAAGGUUCAGGUUCAUCAAGUUCAUCAGAAGCUGGUGGUGAAGAGGCUGCAAGUCGUAGUGGUUCACCAACACCUUGCAAUAGCCCAGAAGUACCACGUAAAUCAACAAUUGAAAAUGAUGAAUCAACUGAACCAGAACGUGAUACAACAAAUACAUUAAUGCCACCAGUUAUACGUGAACGUGAAGUACGUAGUUCAGCAUCAAUGGAAGUACGUGGUACACAAGAACGUGAACGUGAAAUACGUAAUUCAGCAUCACUUGAUAUUAAUAUACGUAAACCUGAAUUACGUAAUUCAGCAACACUUGAAAGUAUGAGAAAUUCAAUGACAAUUGAUUCAUUACGUAGUGGUACAUUAACACGUGGACAAAUAAAUCAAGCAAUAACAACAUUACAACGACAAAAUGCAACAGUACGUAGUCCAACACAAGAAGAACAACAACAAAAUCGUACAAAAAUUCCACCAACAAUUGAGCCACGUUAUUUAUUUAUUGAAACACGUAAAUGUUCAAAUUUAGGUAUAUCAUUAGUUGGUGGUAAUGGUGUUGGUAUAUUUGUACAUUCAGUACAAUCUGGUUGUUUAGCUGAAGAUGCUGGUUUAUGUACUGGUGAUAGAAUACUUGAAUAUAAUGGUGUUGAUUUACGUCAAGCAACUGCUGAACAAGCAGCACUUGAAUUAGCACGACCAGCUGAUAAAGUAACACUAGUCGCUCAAUAUAUGCCUGAUCGUUAUAAUGAAGUUAAAGAUAAACCAGGUGAUAGUUUUUAUGUUAAAGCAAUGUUUGAUCGUAUUGGUGAAAUUGGUGAUAGUUUACAAUUACGUUUUAAUAAAGAUGAUAUAUUGUAUGUUGAUAAUACAAUGUUUAAUGGUACACCUGGUCAUUGGCGUGCAUGGGUAGUUGAUCAAUCUGGUAGACGUCAUCAAUGUGGUAUUAUACCAAGUAAAUUUAAAAUUGAAGAAGAAUUAUUAUUAAGAAGAUCACUUGGUGAUUUAGAAACAGAUAAUAGUAGAAGAGGUACAACAAGUGCUAGAAGAAGUUUUUUUAGACGUAAAAAACAUCAUAGAUCAUCAAGUAGAGAUAGUAAAGAUUUAUCACAAUUAACAAGUGUUAAUAUGGGAUGGUACAGUGAUAGUGGUACACUUAAUGAAGAUAAUUUACCAGCAAGUUAUCAAAGAGUUGAAAGACUUGAUUAUCCAACAUUAAGACCAAUAUUAAUUGUUGGACCAUUAAAUGAAUGUGUUGCUACAAAAUUAUUACAAGAAUUUCCAGGUGAAUAUAUUAAAUGUUUACCAGAAGCAAUGCAUUGUUCACAAGCAACACUUGAUCAAGGCUUGAGAGAUUCACUUUAUGUUGAUUAUAGAAAAAAAGGAAGUUAUUUUGAGUGUACUACUGUACAGGCUGUGAAAGAUAUUUGUGCUAAGAAUUCACAUUGUAUUUUGGACAUUUCAAUUGCAUCAAUUGAACGACUUCAUCGUCAUCAAAUAUAUCCAAUUGUAUUAUUGAUUAAAUUUAAAAGUACUAAACAAAUAAAAGAAGUCAAAGACUCAAGAUAUCCAAGUGACAAAAUAAGUGCCAAAGCUGCUAAAGAAAUGUAUGAACAUGCAUUAAAAUUGGAAACUGAAUAUAGGCAAUUUAUUUCCGCUGUGAUCCCGGCAGAGGCUAAUAUGAUUUAUCUUUGUAAUUCAAUUAAAACUGAAGUUGAUCAAGAGCAAAGCAAAGCGUUAUGGGUACCUCGAGGACCCACCUGACAUCACCGGGGGGGUCCCCAUAAGCCACAGUGGAAGUCAAUUUAAAUCCACCGGGGGAUCCUUGCGUCUUACAAAACAUCUCUACAACUGGAGACAACAAUAUCGUUCGUGUUUAUAAUUUUUUAUAUAAAUUUUUAUUUAUUUAUUUACAUUUUAUUUUAUUUUUUAACGAAACACACUAUUAUAUUGUUUGUCUUUUAUUAUUAUUAUUAUUUCACGGUCAUACUGUUAUUUAUUUAUUUUAAAUUUAUUAUUCAAAUUUUAUCUAUCAACGUUCUAUUUGUUUUUUUUUAUUAUUAUAUAUAUAUAUAUAUCUUUGAAAGAAUUGAAAAAAAAAUUUAUUUUAUAAUAAAAUGUUAUGCAGCAAGUGAAGGAGAAUAAUUAUCGGCGUAUUUUUCCGAUAAUUUUUGAGCUUAUAAAACAAAAUGGGAACAGUUUUUAAAAAAAUUACAAGACCGUAGAAUAAUAAUCGUGGUAAGUCGCGGAUUUCUUAGAUACGAAAAAUUAAAUAUUAAUAUUGAAACGUCGGUGGAGGAUUUAAGGAAUUGACAAACUGAGCUUUUUAAAAUAGUCGAAGUAAUUAAUUUUAAAUAAUAUUUUAUUUCUUUAAAGAAAUUUAAUAAAAAUAUCAAUGAGUUGAAAACUCAAAAAUUUAUUUUACGAAAAAAAAUUUAUAAUAAUAAUUAAGAAAAAAUAUUUUCUUUAUCUCGUACAAUGAUAAAUUUAUUUAAAAAAUUAGGAAAAAAAAAAAAAAUUGUUAAAAUUUAUAUACGUCGUCUGGAAAACGAGAGUAUUUCGUAUGUUAAUUAAAUUAUUGUUGAAAUGAGAUACUCAACAAAGCAUUUGACGAAAAAAAAAAAAAAUAAUGUUUGAACAUUAAAUUAGUUUUAUUAUAUAAAUAAAUUUGAGAAUAUUAAAAAAAAAAUAAUAAAAAUAAAAUGUUUUAUUUUAUAAUCAGAGACAAUAUUAAGACGUAAGUUAAUUUACUGAGACCAAAAAUUAAGGGAAUAUACGAAAGCAUAGGAUUAACAAUUAGAUUUAAAAAAAAAAAAAAAAAAAAAGUUGAACAUUUUAUUGGCAGCACAUAAGCAGUAGUAGUACUGCAAAAAAUUAAAAUAAAGUAAAACAAAAAAAAAGGAAGAAAAAUAAAACGUGAUAACUAAAUAUAAUAAUUGUAAAAAAAGAAAAAAAAUAUCAAGUGUGAAAAUAGAAAGGCGCAAAAGAGACUUGUAAAAAAAAAAUAAAUAAAUAAAAAAUGAAAGGAAAUACAAUUUACAAAAAAAAACCGUGAUUCCGAUAAUAUUCUCAAUCACAUCACUGUGAUAAAUUUUUACUGCUUCAAUAUCAUAAAAAUCUUCCCAAUUAUUAAUUAUGAUAAUUAUAUUUUUAUCCCGAAAUGCAAUAAUUUUUUUGAAAUAUAUUAUUUCUCGCAAUAAAAAAAAAAAAAGUAAUAAACGUCAUCAGAUUGAACUGGUACUUUGGUUUUGAAUAGACACUGUUGUUGAAUUUGAAUAAACUGAUUGUUAAAAUAUUUCAUUAAAAAAGCAAAUAAUAUUUUCUAUGCUUUUUAUUUUAUCUGUUGAAAAAAUUAAAAAUAAAUUCAAGUGGAGGACGUGGUAAUAUUAUGCAUCUAUAAGACAAUAACUUCAAUGCAAAAUCGAGAAUAAUUGUUUAUUUUUUUGGAUCAUUAAUUGAAUUUUUAGAAUAAAUCAAAGUAAUUAUUAUUAUUUUUACUAGCAUUGAAUUGAUAUUUAAAUUUUGUUUGAAUUAAGAAUUAAUUAUUCUCGAUUAAAAUUGAUUUAUUGUCUCUAGUUGUUUAAUGAUAAUUAGUAAAAAAAGAAAAAUAAUCAUCAACAAUUCCAUUUAAAAAAUGCACAGUAAUAAUAACCGUAAAUAAUAAUUAAUUAAUCAGUAUAAAUAAUAAAAUGUUAAUAAUAAAAAAUUGCCAAUUUCUUCACACAUAUCACCACUUUUGCCGGCGAAAGUAUUGUUGAUAACAAAAAAAAAGAAAAAAAAAACAUAUUCUACGCAUUUGUAGGCAUUAUCUUUCUCUGUCUGUCCAAUAUUCGUCCAUGUAUAUAAAAUGAUGAAACAUUUAUUGAUCAUCAUUUUUAAACUCAACUAAUAAACUAAUCAAUCUAUAUACAAAAAUAUAUAUUAAUCAACGACUAUUUUUCAUUACUGUAAUAAUUUUUUUUUUUGUUUUUUCAAAUUGUUGGUUAUCGAGAAUAUUAUUCUCAAACAAUCUUAUCGCUCGCUCAAAAUAAAACAGUUGUGCUUAGUCCCGUUGGACUAAAUAUAUA
Messenger RNA from Aphidius gifuensis, 8671 nucleotides. It is a transcript of the gene Dlg5, whose product is annotated as disks large homolog 5-like. Lineage: Eukaryota; Metazoa; Arthropoda; Insecta; Hymenoptera; Braconidae. The record is from RefSeq and is a predicted model, not a curated record. The transcript is spliced from 11 exons. Bases 315 to 6368 code for a protein of 2017 amino acids. Gene Ontology annotation, molecular function: protein binding.